Musca vetustissima is the source of this 1257-nucleotide messenger RNA. RefSeq names its product pickpocket protein 19-like. Gene Ontology annotation, molecular function: ligand-gated sodium channel activity. The record is from RefSeq and is a predicted model, not a curated record. The transcript has 5 exons. Lineage: Eukaryota; Metazoa; Arthropoda; Insecta; Diptera; Muscidae. The coding region runs from base 1 to 1257 and encodes 418 amino acids. Gene Ontology annotation, biological process: sodium ion transmembrane transport. Gene Ontology annotation, cellular component: membrane.
AUGCAAACGGUCAUUUCCGAUCUGAGAUAUCCGAUUUAUAAAAUCCCCUUUCCUGAGAUUACCAUCUGCAAUCAAAAUCGCCUCAAUUGGCAGCGUUACGAGGAGGCCCGAGAGAAAUUUCUUCGGCCCAAACAUUUGACCCCGGAAUAUGAGGAAAUAUUUCGGCAAGCCGUCAAUGCCUAUGAUACAAUGCGUUUUGGUCAUUUUCAAAGCUUGAAGGAUUUGGCUGAGAUUUAUGAGGCUACUCCGAAGCUGCUGGAAGAUUUAAAUUAUGUCAAUCUCACGAAGGUGGUGGAGUUUAUGGCCUGGAAAUGCCAUGAAAUGCUGUCCCACUGUUCGUGGUUGAAUGCCACAAAGGAUUGUUGUAAAAUAUUUGCCCAGCGAAAAUCACAGAAGGGAUUGUGUUUGUCCUUCAACACCAUUGAAUCGAAGGAGGGUGCCCUGAAGCAUAUUUUGGACCCCUACUAUCCGUGGCAUGUGGUGGGCUUUGGGGCCACGAAGGGGUUGUAUGUGGACAUACACAUCAAAGAGGGUUGGCAUUCACCGCUAAGCCACAAUGAUAAGGGGAUAUUGGUAAUGCACAAUGAGCCGUAUGUUUGGUCCUAUCUGCAUCGGGACGUACCCACUAGUACACGCACUGCCAUAUCCAUUGAUGCUUUCUUGAGGACUCACCAUCCCAAUUGUCGGGUCUACUCGAGUGAUGUAAGGCAGUGUGUUUUUGAGACCUAUAUAAGGUGUAAUUGUACCGUGGACUUGUUUUAUCCUCCGUCAGAAUUUCCGGCAUGCCGUCUCAAAGAUUUGCCUUGUUUAUAUCGGAAUGAUGAAAAACUACAGGUCUUUGAACAAAUUGGUGAAAUGGAUUUUGUGAAAUUUACCCGUCGCGGCAUGUACUGCCCCUGCUUUAUGAACUGCAAGUCGUUGCGUUAUCUAAGUGAUUUUCGUGUACAAAAUUUACCCAAAGCGGAAAUGGAUCCGAAUGAUACACGUAUUGAAUUGUCGGUGUAUUUUCUAUGGGAUACGAUUAUGGUGUAUCAGACGAGACCGGUGUACACCCUGGUGGAUUUGAUGGCUUCAUUUGGCGGCUUGGCCGCUCUGUGCAUUGGCAGCUCUCUAAUAGGCGUCAUCGAAUUUUUGUAUUUCCUCUUGUUCGAUCUGACCAAACAGUUUUAUCUAUACUUUAAAUGGAAGAAAACGAGUCGAGCCAAAUCUCAGGAUUUAAAAACGAAACGCAUUAAUGUAAAGGAAUUUCAAAUUUAG